This is a messenger RNA of Aureobasidium vineae, 1494 nucleotides long. The record is from the annotation of a GenBank genome assembly. NCBI's taxonomy places the organism in Eukaryota, Fungi, Ascomycota, Dothideomycetes, Dothideales, Saccotheciaceae.
AUGCAGCCAAUCUCGAUUGCACUUGCUUUCCUUUCGCUGACUGGUUCAGCUCUUGCUAGACCAGCCCCUGCGGAGCCUGUGCCUUCACCAUCCACUACUGCAACUGCUUCUCUGGAGGACCGAGACCUGAUCGGAGAUCUUUCUGGAGCUGUCAACGGUGUCCUCGGUGAUGCUGUAGGAGAUAUCGACGACGCCCUCUCCGAAGUUGGAGCCGGCAAGAUUGCUGGAACCCAGGCCUGGAGCACUAUCUCAUCAGCUCUGGCACAGGUCACAGCGACAAAAACCCAGACCAAUGCUGCAUCUGCUAUCUCCCAAUUGUCCAGCAUUCAUGCUGCUAAGCCUUCAGCCAACCUUUACGAAUUCGUUGCUGCGAUUGCUGCAGAAGGUCUUACCGCUAACUCUGUCACCGACCUCCUCGGUUCCGUCGACGGCUUGGCCAGUGGCGAGAACAGCAUGAGCAAUGUCAACAUCCAAACACCCAAGGAUACUAUUUACCCUAAGAAGGGCAACGAUCCCAAGUACAGCGUUACUGAGUCUUCGCUUCGUUCUGCUAUCUACAUUCCGUCUUCUUUCCAAGGGGGAAAAGUACAGCCAGUGAUUCUUAUGCCUGGCACUGGUGCAACUGGAUACUUCACCUACGUGGGAAAUUNNGUAAGAAAGCUACUCUUCUGCAGGUUGAAGAACUUUACUGACACAGUAUUAGAUAUCAAACUUCUGACUGGAUCAAGCUACGCCGACCCCGUCUGGCUCAACAUCCCUGGAUACCUCUUGAACGAUGCUCAGGUCAACGCCGAAUACGCUGCCUACGCAAUCAACUACAUUGCUAGCAUUACUGGCAAGAAGGUAUCCAUCAUCGGCUGGUCCCAGGGCAACAUCGACAUUCAGUGGGCAUUCAAGUAUUUCACUUCGACCCAGAAGUCGACCAGGAACCACAUUGCCAUCAGCCCUGAUUAUGCCGGUACCGUCAAUGCCAACCUCAUCUGCCCCGAUGGUCUUCCAUGCGAUCCAUCCGUCCUGCAACAGCAAUACAAGGGCACAAGCAACUUUGUCGACAAGAUGAGAGCCAACAACGGCGACUCUGCGUACGUUCCAACAACCACCGUGUACAGCGGACUUUUCGACGAGAUUGUCGAGCCCCAGCAAGGCACAGGUGCCUCCGCAUACCUGAACGAUGUCCGCAAAGUGGGCGUUACCAACAAUUAUCUUCAAGGAAUCUGUCCUGGCCUCCCUGGCGGUUCAUUCUACACCCACGAGGGUGUGCUUUACAACCCCAUUGCAUUCGGCCUGGUCAAGGAUGCUCUGGUCAACGGCGGCGCUGGCCAGACGUCUCGUAUCAAUGUCAACUCGUUGUGCAACAUGUACCUCGCCGAAGGCCUGAACGUAGGCGACUUGCUGCUCACAGAGAACGCCAUUCUAGUCGCUGCACUCUCUCUGGUUCUCUACGAGCCCAAGGUCACGGUGGAACCCGCCAUCAAGUCCUACGCCACUUACUAA